Molecule: messenger RNA, 7855 nt
Organism: Saccoglossus kowalevskii
Lineage: Eukaryota; Metazoa; Hemichordata; Enteropneusta; Harrimaniidae
Product: tyrosine-protein phosphatase non-receptor type 13-like
Biological process (GO): protein dephosphorylation
Cellular component (GO): cytoskeleton
Molecular function (GO): protein binding; protein tyrosine phosphatase activity
Source: RefSeq, a predicted model, not a curated record
UACAAUUUGCUGAGAACCAUAAUGUUCAAAGUUCAGAAAAUCAACCGUAUGUACCGCCGGAAGUCUUGGCAAGGACCACCACAACAUCAGAUGUGGCAGUGGAAAAGAUGUAUAUAUAUUCCUUGGGUAUGACGCUGUACUGGGCUGCCGAUUAUAAACUCAAAGCAGGUCAGCGAGUAAAACUGAGUAGAAAUUUAGAUACACUGCUACUUGCCAUGUGUGAAGAAAAUGUUGCAACAAGAAUGGCCCUCAUUCACUUACUGGAGGCGUCUACUCUUCAUGCGCAACAGAAUUUAUCUGGUCUUCCCUAUUCCUACUAUAUCAGUAGACUAUCUAAGAUUGUCAUGGGGAGUGUAGAUCAGAUCUCCAAACUUGGUCUAUCUACUAAUAGUCGCGAUGCUCAAGACAGUUUCCAUAGCAACAAAGGAGAACUCAGGGAUUUGUCAUCUGGUAUGCACAGUCCGCCAAAUAAACGACACAGUCGUCAUUUAAAUUCUCAUAGUGACAUCAUGCAGAAGAAACCUCGUUCGUUACGCAACCUUCACUCCGCCAGUAUGGCAUAUGAUGAAAUAGAUGCGAGAGAAAGUAGAAGAAGAUCGCGAUAUAAAACAUAUUCGCUACAUAGUAGCAGUACAUUAGAUACCAAGGAGAGUUAUAAUGACAGGUCGAAACAGAGAUCGCGACAACCAUUAUUACAGAAUUCAAGAAAUUACGACAAAUCAGGACGGUCGUAUCAUUUAUCCGAUAUGUUAAUGUCAACUCAGUCAUGCGAUAGUUUGGUCAGCGAUAGCAUCUCUGAGAGACGUGCACGCGUUGCGGACUUGCAAAACAAAGCAGAAUCAGCGUAUGAGCGUCUGCGAGAAAGAAGACAAAAAUUGAAUAUGUUAAAAAAUGAACCAAAGUCGAGUCAGUACAGCAGCACCCCGAGGGGACACGCACAUUCGGCCAGAAAUUCACGAAAUGAACCAAAUUCAAUUUCUCAUCAUUCUCCUAAGGAGAACAGUACUUUGCUUUAUUUUUUGGAUGAUCCACGUAACAGUCGAUCGCACCGACAACAUCUCAACAGGUCACAUGAUCUGUCAUCAGAGAGGCCGCAAGAUCGAUCUCUAGAAAGGACACGUGAUAGGCCUGUUGAAAGGCUGCAUGAACUUAACCUUGAAAGACCCCACCACAGAUCAAGAGACAGGAGUCUUGAAAGGUCAAGGUAUACUCCAGAACGGGGUUACCAUAGCGAUGAUGAUGUGACUUUCAGCGAUCAUCUUAGUGAUGAAUUGAAUGGAAGUCGAUUUAAGUCAAUGACAUCAUUAGACACACAAACGCAAGGAAGUUAUCAUCCAGACAUGUAUCCUUAUUAUGGAUCAACGCCAACAUUAGCAUCUAGAAUGGAUGACGUCGAUCACAGCCACGGAGCUAAUCAACCGGAACUACGACAUUAUGAUAGUCGGAGACACAGAAACCGAAAUCCUGACAGAAGUAGAGAUAUGCUGGGUGAUGUAGCUUAUGAAAAAACACCAACCAGAAGGAAAUUGAAAAAGUUUUUUGGUCCAGAGUUUGUUGUGAUGAGCAGUGAACCCAAUAUAACACUAGAUAUGCCUCCAUCCAUCAUGAGUAAAAGUUCAAAAGUACCACAUGGUCGCAAAAGAGUGACAGUAGUAUUAUUGAAUGGUCAGCGAUUGGACUUGACAUGUGAUAUGGCAACUUUAGGAAAAGAGUUGUUUGAUAUGGUGGUUAAUCAUAUGGCGUUAUUGGAACAUAGUUAUUUCGGUUUAGCGUAUAUAAACGAUGGUGAAUAUUUUUUCUUGGAACCAGACAUAAAGUUAUACAAAGUGGCACCAGAGGGCUGGAGAGACGAUAUCAAGCGAUCCAGAAAUGCAAUACCCGUACAGACUUUCACUUUAUUUUUCAGAGUUAAGUUCUAUCUAGAAAAUAUCAGUUCUUUAAGGCAUCAGGUCACUAAGCAUCAGUACUACUUACAGUUGCGGAAGGAUAUUUUAGAAGAGCGUACAAGGUGUGAUGAGGAAGCUGCAUUACAGUUAGCCUCCCUAGCCUUACAGGCAGAGAUGGGCGAUCAUUAUGAAGAAGUUGGCCAGAACUACUUUCUCCGGGAACAUUACCUUCCACGAAAGAUGAUAGAAAAAAUCGGUGUUGAUAAUAUUCGACACCAGCUUCCAGCCAUGCACCAGGCACACCGUGGUUUGAAUGACAUACGAUCAGAGCAGGAAUUUAUGUUAGAAGCCCGCAAACUUGCCGAAUACGGAAUCCACUUUCAUAAAGUAUGGGAUGUCAAAGGUGAACCCGGGACGUCAAUAUGGAUCGGUAUUUGUACCCGUGGCAUUAUAGUGUACCGAAUAUCGUCUGGACAAAGAACAGCAGUACACAAAUUCGCUUGGCAUCUCACACGAAAAAUUGCAUUUAAACGGAAGCGAUUCAUCAUAGAACCGAGAGAAGGAACUGGUGAUAAGUUUGUAAAGUAUACGAAUGAUUACAGGAAGGGUCGAUAUAUGAUGAAGUUUUGUUCAGCACAACAUAAGUUCCAUAUGACAAUGCGGUCCAAAGCCAGCAUUUCUCAGAUAUUUCAUCAAGAGUAUCCGACAGAGGAUCCAUACAAUAAUGAUCAUCACACUGGUCACCAACGUUUCUAUGACCCAUACAACGGAGAAUAUAGUGAUUAUGAGAAUAAUCAGGAUGGGUAUCAUAGCGAUGGUAACCAUAGCAACCAGUAUCAUUUAGAUGACUCAUUUAAUGGUGGUUACAGCGGCAGAGGUAGCUAUGGAUUUAAUCGCGAUGAGAUGAGGAUUGCGAUCCCAUCGACUUCAACGUCUGCAUCAGCAUCACCAGGGCGACAUUAUGACAGUGUACCACAGACACCAAGGGAUCCAAGCAGAAGAAGCGCCCCAACGCUGUCACUGAUACCUCAUGAAAGAAACAGAGGACCUAGGGACCCUCAUGAACCCCCUAGCAUGCAUAGUUCUAGUCAGAGUCUCCCAGUUUAUGUUAUGGAAUCAAGUUUACGGAGUACAACUUUACAAGACACUUAUCUAACCAACCCAAAUGAGACAAUAAGUGAAACACUGCGGGAUCGUCUAAAUGCUUUACCAUCUCCCGAAAAUCCAGAAAGAGAUAUUUCUAUCAUAAAAAUAAAGAGAGAUCCUGAAGUUGGUUUAGGCUUUACCAUCGUUGGAGGUCAGAAUCCGCGGAGUCUUGACCUUGGUAUAUUUGUGAAGUCAAUCGUACCAGGAGGACCAGCUCAUAAAGCUGGCAUGUUGAAAGCCGGGGAUAGAUUAAUAUCAGUUAAUGGCCACAGCUUAGAAGGGAUCACGCACCAAGCAGCUAUUGAACGUCUAACUCAAGCCGGAGAUGUGGUAGAAAUUAUUGCAUCUCAGCAAAGAUCUAGUAAAAGUCGAGCUCUACCACCACCGAAAGUUCAGCUGUCGGGAGAAGAAUCAGAGACCGUUACUGACCAUACAGAUGGCCUUAGUGGUGACCUCCAGGUAGAGUCACAAGUAUCGAAAAAGAAAAAGACUCCUCCUGCAAAGCCUAAGAGAAAAGUAAGCAGUAUUGGACCUGGAUUGAAUGGUUACAGUGCUAGUGACGAUUCAACACCAAGGGAAAAUGGACAGAUAACAAAUCAUAAUGAAGAUGUGGUUACCAUGGAAACAAAAAUGUCAGGGGAUGAAGAAAUGGCACUUGACGAGAAUCAGCAAAAUAUUCGUGCAACAAUUGAUGCUUUGGAGUCGGUUCCAGAUAUUCCAAUUGAGGAUAGAGAUGCAGAUUUUGAAGAUGAAGAGGAGUUGCUAAGCAGCGGUGAUCCGUACAAACCGGGUGAUGUAUUUGAAAUGAGAUUGUCCAGAAUAGAUGGCAGUCUUGGACUAAGUGUCACCGGCGGUGUGAAUACCAGUGUUAAACAUGGGGGUAUAUACGUCAAAUGUGUCUUUGAAAAUGGUGCUGCUGAAUUAGAUGGAAGAAUUAAAGUUGGUGAUCGUGUUCUUGAGGUUAACGAGGUACAGUUGGUCGGAGUAACGCAUAAACAAGCUGUGGAGACACUACGCCAAGCACCACAUACUACAUCGUUGGUGAUAGAAAGAGGUGUCCCUCCAAGCAGUACUAAUGUACUACCACCUACACCUUCUGAAACACCCACAACUGAAAUGCUUCUAAACGAUUCUACUGCGACAGUCUCUGACAACAUGAAAGGGAUUGACGAUUUACUAAAUGAGAUGAACGAAACAAAUAUUUCUGAUGCACCUUUUACUGAUGAAGAAAAUGAUGAACAUGAUAAUGUUGCUACGCCAACGCCAAGCAGUCCUGUCCCCUCUAUGAAUUCUCAAAUUAUAAAUCUUGAAAAGAACAGCCUUCAUUCAGAAUCACACUCAUUAUUCAUUGAAGAAGAAAUCACCGGAAUACUUCAGGAUGUUCCCAGUUAUGCAUUUAUUAACAAAGAAAAUGUAUAUCAAGUGAAACUGACAAAAGGUAGUGGAGGAUUUGGAUUCAGCAUACAAGGUGGUCAUGACAACCAAGAGGAUCCUCUAAAGGGUCUGAUUAAGAUCAAUACACUCUUUCCAAAUCAACCCGCUAUUCAGAGUGGAUUGAUUAAAGAAGGAGACGUCAUCUUAAAAGUUAAUCAGCAGCCAGUCUAUAAGUUAAGUCACGCUGAAACUGUGAAUAUUCUUCGUAACACUCCUCCAGAUGUUGUAAUGUUAAUGUGCAGACCUAUGUCAGGAUCUACACCGGUACCACAGGAGAAUUCUGAUUCUGAAAGCAAUCCAAUGACUCCUGUUGCAUCACCUCUUACUGUGCAAGCUGAAUCACACAUUCCACCAUCAUCAUCGUUGCUUAGCACCCAACGUUCAUAUGAAUCUGCAUCACCUGUUUCCAUGACAUCCACUUUAAAGAAGGUGUCAUCUGCAGAGAGGACUGCAUCUCUUGAGAAAUCUUUAUCUGCGGAUGAAAGGUCGUUGACAUCUAACAUUUCCAUAGAAACAUCACAAGCUUCAUCAAUAUCAACGUCAUCACCUUCAAAAUCAUCUUCGUUGCCGGGGGAAGUGAUUGAAGUGACUUUAACUAAACCAGACCGUGGUGGGUUAGGCUUUACGGUAGCUGGAGGUGUAGAUUCAGGUGGUUGUUAUAUUAAAGGAAUCGUACAGGAUCCUGCUAAAUCUGAUGGCAGGCUGAGGAAAGGAGAUAAACUUAUUAAGGUGAAUGGACGUGACAUGACCUACAUGAGCCAUUUUGAAGCCGUCUCUUACCUCCGAACAACUCCGCAAGACGUCAACAUAGUAGUCUUACGCUUAUUAGAACCGCCAUCAAUACCACUGGAUCAAGUCCCGAUAUUGAGCAUAAAGCACGACAAAACAGAACAGCUUGGCUUAACCUUAAACACAAAAAAUAAUGGAAUAUUCAUCAGUGAUAUCGAUUCUGGAUCGCCAGUACUUAAUACUGGGGAUAUUAAAGUCGGGGAUGAAAUAUACGCCGUUAACGGGAGUAUAGUGAAAGGGAUGAGUUUGGAUGAUGUGACGAGACUUUUGAGUGAAAAAGAUGGAAUAACUAACAUACAAUUUUUGAGAGGUGGUAUCCCAGUUCAAGUUCAGUCACCUGAGUCGUCCAUCCCAACAAGUCCCGGAAGUAAUGUCACAUCGCCAGUCAUCUCUCCAGAACCAAGACAACAAACACCAUAUUCCAAAGAUGUUCUGUCUUCACCGGAAUAUCAAUAUAAAUCAGGAGCAGACUCAGAAAUUGAUAUCGGAGAACUUUCAUCAUCUUCAGAGAGUGAGGGGGAAGUGGACACGAAAGUGGAAAGUGCUGAGGAACAGCCGAGUAAACCAGCCGCCAAUGAACGAGUAAAAGCAAUGAUUUCAUCCAUGAACUCGUCCAACAAAUCUAUUAUUAGGACAAAGCAGUAUGGAAGAAACAGGACGUUGAGUCGCCAAAUUUCUACUGAAAGUGAGGACGAGGUGGUUGCUAGGCAACCAAAAAGAGAGUUGCAUCAUCAAAAGGAAUCUAUUGUUGAAAUUCAUCGAACACAAGAGAAUCGAGAAUUAAGAAGCCCCAGUCCUGCAGAGGGAGGUGUUACCAAAUUAGAAUUAGAAAAACCGGCUAAUGGUGGUUUGGGUUUUAGUCUUAUUGGAGGCGAAAAAGGUGGUAAAACUGGUGUGUUUAUAAAAACACUCAAUCCUGAUGGUGUGGCAGGUAUUGAUGGAAGACUCAUGGUUGGAGAUAGAUUGCUACAGGUGAACGGUGAAAGUCUUGUUGGAAUGACGCAUAACAAGGCUGUUGCUAUUCUUAGAAAAUGCAAAGGAAUCGUAAAAUUAGCUAUAUCAAGAACUCCGCUAUCAAGACCAUCCAGUAGAAUUGGUCAGCCAUUAGGGGACCAGACCAAUCAGCAAAGCGGUAGCGCUAGUGGUAGCGGUGCCGAUAAUGAACAAAGACAAGCUGAGAUCAUGGCUGCAUUAAUGGCAUCAAGGGAAUACACGAUAAUAUGGCAUUCAGUUCAUCAGUUAUCACUACGCGACAGUGGCAGAGUACGCUCGCAUAGCUCUGGUCAUGUCACCGACAGCGACAAUAAUGAUGACUUGCCGGGUAAUUCAUCUAGUCAUAAGAAACCUAAAACCAAACAGAAGCGUGGUGCUGAGAGUGGUGGUGAAUCAAGUCCAUGGAUGAGUGAUAUUGACUUACCAUUGGAUGACAGCAAUCCGUCUUCUCCCAAGGCAAAUGCUUCAAGUAUGUUAGUGAUAGUCAGUUGUUGCCAACUUCGUCUUGUGAAAGCCGUAGAUGAUUGUGAGACUGCCAAGUUACCUGUAAAUAAAGAUAAGAAUAGAUACCGGAAUGUACUGCCAUAUGACGCUACCAGAGUGACAUUGAUAGAUGGUAGGACCAGUGACUACAUCAAUGCUAGUUUUAUACGUUGGAGUGUUGGUAACUCACCAUAUCAUUACAUAGCUUGUCAAGGUCCAUUGCCGCAUACCACUGGUGACUUUUGGCAAAUGAUAUGGGAACAAAAAGUAGAGGUCAUUGCUAUGGUAACCAUGGAUAUGGAGAAUGGAAAGGUGAAAUGUCAUCGUUAUUGGCCAGAUUCUGUUGACACACCAAUGAUACUCCAAGGUCGCUAUGAAAUCCAGAUGACUUCCUUGCAAACACUGGAAAAUUUUGACAUCAGACGAAUCUCUAUGAGUGACAUGAAGACUGGCAAAGAAUGGCGCUUGACACAUCUUAACUAUACCACAUGGCCGGAUCACGGUGUUCCAGUAUCUGGUUUACCAUUGGUUCGUUACAUGCGGUAUAUGCGUAAGAUUCAUCAUUCUGGACCUAUAGUUGUGCAUUGUAGCGCUGGGAUUGGACGGACUGGCACUGUCAUCACAAUUGACUUGAUACUAGCUAUGAUAGAACGAGAUUUGGAUUUCAGUAUUUAUGAGAUUGUACAAGGCCUAAGACAACAGCGACAAGGCAUGAUACAAACUAAGGACCAAUAUAUCUUCUGUUACAAGACAAUUUUAGAAGUUUUACAAUCCCUUUGAAGACCUUUAAAUAUUCCAGGUCAUUUUUUCGAAUAUGCAAAAGAAAAUAUUGAAUGACAGUGUAUGGUAGAGAGACUUUAAGUGGGUUGUGUGGUCGCAUUAGUGGUAGCAACCUACAUGGUGUGAUGUAAUAUUAAAUGCCGAAAAGUUACAAUACAAUGUUUUUGCUGCAUGGCAACACUAAUCUUUAAGAUAUUAUUGGAAUACAUUUUGUUACUAAAGAAUGGAAAAUGAACAAUACUCUCAUCCUCAAAUGUAUCCUAUGCAUCAUUGUUUCCAUGGAAACAUUUUACAUGCCAAAACAUCCUGAACAGUCAGUAUAUGCCUAAUCAUUUUCCACUGCC